Messenger RNA from Penicillium robsamsonii, 294 nucleotides. RefSeq names its product dynein light chain DYN2. Gene Ontology annotation, cellular component: cytoplasmic dynein complex. Gene Ontology annotation, biological process: microtubule-based process; cilium assembly. The coding region runs from base 1 to 294 and encodes 97 amino acids. The transcript has 7 exons. NCBI's taxonomy places the organism in Eukaryota, Fungi, Ascomycota, Eurotiomycetes, Eurotiales, Aspergillaceae. Gene Ontology annotation, molecular function: dynein light intermediate chain binding; dynein intermediate chain binding. The record is from RefSeq and is a predicted model, not a curated record.
AUGGCACUCCCCCCAGCUGAGAAGAAGGAGCCCAUGGAGGCGCAGAUUAAGUCUGUGGACAUGACCGAGGAUAUGCAGCAGGAGGCCAUUGCCCUUGCCAUUGAGGCCAUGGAGAAGUUCAGAGUGGAAAAGGAUAUUGCCCAGUACAUCAAGAAAGAGUUCGACUCGCGCAAAGGCGCUUCCUGGCACUGCGUGGUUGGCCGCAACUUUGGAAGCUUUGUCACUCAUGAGACCAAGCACUUCAUCUACUUCUACCUCGGCCACUGCGCAAUUCUGCUCUUCAAGACCCAGUAA